AUGGAGGGCCGUUUUGGCAUGUAUAUCUCUUCGCCAAUAUUCACGUUUCAAGUCGGCCAGGAGAGAAAAGAGGUCAUAGUCCAUUCCGGACCUUUGGCCGGUCUCUCUCCGGCCCUCGAUACACUUAUGAAUGGCCAGAUGCUUGAAGCAAAACUUCGACGAGUAGACUGGUCAGACGUGAAGAUGGAUACAUUCGCUCAGUUAUGUGAAUUCGCAUACUCACAGGACUAUACACCACCGACAUAUCAGCAGAGUUCCCAUUUCAGCACCACAUCCCCAAGUAGCAAAAAGGGCAAAAAGAAGACGAAGAAAUCUGACAUACCCCGAUACGGAUUUACCGGUGACGAGCCUGUUCCUGAACCAGAAACAGAACGUGGACCACCAUCCGAGCCGGGAUUCGGAGUUGAGACUAAUCAUGCGUUUGAAUUGCCUCUAAAGCAACGGACGAUCUCCGAGAGAGAUCUUCGAAACGUAUUUCUGGACCUAGAAUAUCCGCCAUUCAAGUCCACUUAUCAAUUUAAGCCAGAGGGCAACGAGAGUCCGACACAGGACUUUACUCACGUUCUUGUGGGACAUGCUGAACUCUAUGUGUUAGCUGAUAAUUUCACGGUCUACGAGACAAAUGUUGUUUGCAUUACCGAAUUCCUCAGGUUCGUGUAUCAGAACACCCCUCCACUCAAGGGCGAAAUAGACCCAUUGAGAAACCUCGCGUCUCGUUACGUGGCCUCCAUUCUAGGUCAGAUUGGCGACAUUGAGACUUUCAAGCAAUUACUGGCGGAAGGAGGGGACUUUGUGAUUGACUUUUGGAAUCUCAUCUGGGCAGUGGACAUACCAUCUAGAUCAGUACUUUGGGGAUCUGGAUAA
Molecule: messenger RNA, 864 nt
Organism: Talaromyces atroroseus
Lineage: Eukaryota; Fungi; Ascomycota; Eurotiomycetes; Eurotiales; Trichocomaceae
Exons: 3
Coding region: 1-864 (287 amino acids)
Molecular function (GO): protein binding
Source: RefSeq, a predicted model, not a curated record